UAUAAACGUAGUGCACGCUCAGCGAGGCCUCUUUCAUUCGGAUAGGAGACAAAAUGUCUCACCGCAAGUUUUCGGCUCCGCGCCACGGCUCUUUGGGCUUCUUGCCCCGCAAAAGAAGUCGUCGUCAUCGAGGUAAGGCCAAGAGCUUCCCCAAGGAUGACCCAAGCAAGCCCGUUCACCUGACCGCCUUCCUGGGUUACAAGGCCGGCAUGACACACAUUGUCCGUGAGGUGGACAGACCUGGCUCAAAGGUGAACAAGAAGGAAGUAGUUGAGGCUGUUACCAUUGUGGAGACUCCACCCAUGAUUGUUGUGGGAGUUGUGGGCUACGUGAACACCCCCCGCGGGCUGCGCUCCUUCAAGACAGUCUUUGCCGAGCACAUGAGUGACGAGUGCAAGCGACGCUUCUACAAGAACUGGUACAAGUCCAAGAAGAAGGCCUUCACCAAGUACAGCAAGAAGUGGCAGGAUGAGGAGGGCAAGAAGCAGCUAGAGAAGGACUUUGCUGCCAUGAAGAAGUACUGCGAGGUCAUCCGCAUCCUUGCUCACACGCAGAUGCGUCUGCUGCCUCUGAAGCAGAAGAAGUCCCACCUGAUGGAGGUGCAGCUCAACGGCGGCUCCAUCUCAGACAAGGUGGACUGGGCCCGUGAGAAGCUGGAGCAGGCUGUGCCUAUCAACACAGUCUUUACCCAGGACGAGAUGAUUGACGUCAUCGGGGUCACAAAGGGACAUGGCUACAAAGGCGUGACCAGCCGUUGGCACACAAAGAAGCUCCCUCGGAAGACCCAUCGUGGUCUGCGUAAGGUGGCCUGCAUUGGUGCCUGGCAUCCUGCCCGUGUGGCCUUCUCUGUGGCCCGCGCUGGUCAGAAGGGAUACCACCACCGCACUGAGAUCAACAAAAAGAUCUACAAGAUUGGUCAGGGCUACCACCAGAAGGAUGGCAAGCUGGUGAAGAACAAUGCUUCCACGGAGUACGAUCUGUCAAACAAGAGCAUCAACCCUCUGGGUGGAUUUGUCCACUACGGAGAAGUUACCAAUGACUUUGUCAUGGUGAAGGGAUGCGUGGUAGGAACCAAGAAGAGGGUUCUGACCCUGCGUAAGUCUCUGCUGGUACAGUCCAGCCGUCGCGCCUUGGAGAAGAUCGACCUCAAGUUCAUCGACACCACCUCCAAGUUUGGUCAUGGCCGCUUCCAGACAGUGGAGGAGAAGAAGGCGUUCAUGGGACCACUCAAGAAGGACCGCAUUUCCAAGGAAGAGACUGCCUGAAGUCUGCAAACAAGAGCUCUGUACUUGUCCUUUUCUGCAGAUUUAAUAAAAAUACAAAACACA
Dunckerocampus dactyliophorus (ringed pipefish) is the source of this 1328-nucleotide messenger RNA. It is a transcript of the gene rpl3, whose product is annotated as ribosomal protein L3. The record is from RefSeq and is a predicted model, not a curated record. The transcript has 10 exons. Bases 54 to 1265 code for a protein of 403 amino acids. Gene Ontology annotation, molecular function: RNA binding; structural constituent of ribosome. Gene Ontology annotation, cellular component: cytosolic large ribosomal subunit; ribosome. Lineage: Eukaryota; Metazoa; Chordata; Actinopteri; Syngnathiformes; Syngnathidae. Gene Ontology annotation, biological process: translation; ribosomal large subunit assembly.